AUGUGCGGCAUUUUCGCCUACGUUGGGGAUCGACAGGCUCUUCCUUGUCUUAUCAAGGCGCUUAAACGCUUGGAGUACAGAGGUUACGAUUCAGCAGGUGUGGGAAUCCAUAAUGGUAAGGAGCUGAAGAUCGCCAAGAAGGUCGGCAAGGUCGCUAACCUCGAGGCUUACUGUGGUGGUGUCAACAACCCGGAGUAUGCCGGUACCAUGGGUAUUGCUCAUACCCGUUGGGCUACUCACGGCGCUCCUACUGACGCCAACGCUCAUCCUCACUUUACUGAGGAUCACAAGGUUGCUGUGGUCCAUAAUGGUAUCAUCGAGAACUACGCCAGUCUUCGUGAGGAACUUAUCAGUAAAGGGUAUCAUUUCACCUCAGAGACUGAUACUGAGCUCCUCGCUCACUUGGUCGCUGAUAUUCGUAAGCAGAUGGGUCCCGAGCCCUCAUGGUCUGUGGUUGUUUCCUGCGCAUUGGCGAACGUCACUGGUACUUACGGUGUUGUCUUCACCUUCGAGGAUGAGCCUGAUCUAUUGAUCGGUGCUCGCAAGGGUUCUCCUCUUAUUUUGGGUGUUGGCGAUGGUGAGUACAUGCUUGCCUCCGAUGCCUCUGCGGUUGUCGAGUACACUAAGGAUGUUGUUUACAUUCGUGAUGGUGAGCUUGUUGAGGUUCGCAGAUCCGGAUACCGUGUGAGGAACAUGGCCGUGAUCAGCGAGCGUCGCAUGUCGGUUGAUGAGGAUAUCGACCACAACCCGUUGGUAGAAUUGGAGUUAUCUCUUGAGCAGAUCGAGAAAGGCGGUUAUCCUCACUUCAUGCUCAAGGAGAUCAUGGAUCAAGCUAAGUGCCUGGAGAACUCUUGUCGCGGUCGACUUUAUCGGUUGAGUGAGGCAACUGGUAUACCAGCGGAUUCCAUUUCUAAGAAGUGGGGCAUCCGUUUGGGUGGUCUAGAUGUUACUAUAGAUGGGAAGGAUCGCACGGCGUUGGAGACCAUCGCUAGUGCCAGUCGCAUCAUCAUCUGUGCCUGUGGUACUUCGUGGCACUCCGGCCUCAUUGGAGAGUACCUUAUCGAACAGCUGGCUCGUAUUAACGUUGAAGUUGAGUAUGCUUCUGAGUUCCGCUAUCGCAACCCUCUUCUUACUCCCAAAGACGUCGUUAUUGUGAUCUCACAGUCUGGUGAAACUGCUGAUACCCUCGAGGCCGUCCGUAUUGCCCGUGAGUAUGGUGCGACACCUAUUGGUAUCGUCAAUACUGUUGGGUCGACUAUUGCUCGUGAUACUGAUGCUGGUAUAUAUCUCCAUGCUGGUCCUGAGAUCGGUGUCGCCUCCACCAAGGCCUUCACUUCGCAAGUUAUGGUCUUGACCCUCUUGGCUCUGCGUUUAGCUAUGUGCCGGAAGACGAUUGAUGCUGAGUAUUUUGAUACUCUAUGCGAUCAGCUAUCUGAGUUCCCUAAGACCAUCGAGAAGGUUCUGAAGCUCAAUGGCAAGGUCAAGGACCUCUCUAGGUUCUUCCGUUUGGCUCAGAACUUCCUCUUCUUAGGCCGUGGUAUCCACUAUCCCGUCGCCUUGGAAGGUGCUCUAAAGUUGAAGGAGAUAUCUUACAUUCAUGCUGAGGGGUAUCCUGCUGCUGAGAUGAAACAUGGUCCCAUCGCUUUGAUUGAUCGUUUAAUGCCUGUUGUCUGCAUCGCUCCUAAGAGUGAUCCGACGUAUGAUAAGGUUAAGGCGAACAUCGAGGAAGUAAAAGCUCGUAAUGGUGAUCUCGUCAUUCUUACCGAGGAGGGAAACUAUGACUUGGACAAGUUUGCUGGCGACAAGGACUUCAUCAUCCGCAUGCCGAUUGUUGAUAUUGUGUUGCAGCCUAUUGUUUUCACCAUACCGUUGCAAAUGCUUUCUUAUUAUGUUGCCGAUCUUCGUGGAUGUUCUAUUGACCAACCCAAGAAUCUUGCUAAGUCUGUUACUGUCGAAUAA
This is a messenger RNA of Perkinsus marinus ATCC 50983, 1959 nucleotides long. RefSeq lists its product as hypothetical. Gene Ontology annotation, biological process: fructose 6-phosphate metabolic process; carbohydrate derivative biosynthetic process; UDP-N-acetylglucosamine metabolic process. The record is from RefSeq and is a predicted model, not a curated record. The transcript has a single exon. Gene Ontology annotation, cellular component: cytosol. The coding region runs from base 1 to 1959 and encodes 652 amino acids. NCBI's taxonomy places the organism in Eukaryota, Perkinsozoa, Perkinsida, Perkinsidae. Gene Ontology annotation, molecular function: L-glutamine:D-fructose-6-phosphate transaminase (isomerizing) activity; carbohydrate derivative binding.